Klebsormidium nitens is the source of this 2368-nucleotide messenger RNA. NCBI's taxonomy places the organism in Eukaryota, Viridiplantae, Streptophyta, Klebsormidiophyceae, Klebsormidiales, Klebsormidiaceae. The record is from the annotation of a GenBank genome assembly.
CACUGUAGUACGGUAUCUGUAUACCGUAUCUCAGAGUAGAUGUUCGAACUCAUCGAAUCGUGUGUUGACACCGUUCGGGCCCAUGGCGCAACCUUAUAUUAGAAGUAUGAAUGAAUGAAUGAAUGAAUUGAUCAGUCACGAGUCGGCCAGUUGAAUGUCAGCUUUCUCUUCUGAACAGCAACUUUAAGUAAGACGGAUCACGAGAAGAGUAGAAGUGUGCCACAAUUGGUCCCACUCUUUCGGAUCAGCAAGUUUUCUCCACCUUCAUGUGGCUUUUGGCCGUAAGCAGCGUUGGGAAUGUCUGGAAAAGUGAGAAAUCAAGGCCACCGGCAGACAUGAGAAUGGCAUACAAUGUGCUUUCAUUUGGACUUUUCGUUGUUGUAGCUUACGGGAUCCUGCAAUUGAGUCGGAGACGAAAGAGGAUGGAAGAAGCUGCGCAGCCGAUCCUGAGUGUAGAGGAGGUUGAUAGGAUCUCGUCUGAGACGUCACCAAUGCAAGAGUCAGUUGCGUCCAAAGUAGAGUCAAAGAUUCAGAGCGAGGUCAGUUCUGGCAGCAAGGAAGGGACUCCCUCUAUGUCUGCCAUCAGCGAUGUUCUAGAAGAAACACGCCCCGCUACUGGCACGCUGGAAUCUGUAAACAAUAGUUGGCCUCUGGACGAGCAUGGUGAUCAGGGGGAGGCUGACGGGCCCCAACCUACAGAACCGCCCAAUGAGAUCAGCUCAGUUGAGCGAAAACGAGUCAGGUUUUCCAGUGAUACGCCUUUUGAUUACUCAAAGACGGCAGAAAGGGUUCCGCGUCGCAAGCCGGAAGAUGGUGCGAGUCCGGAGGACAGACCUGAAGGGGAGACCAGACAAGACGGGUCCUUUUACACCGACGGCUCUGUGUGCAACGUCCAAGUCAUGUCGGGACCUUCCUCAGGCUCAAAAGUCACAUGGCCUGCAGUUCGAACGGCUGCGAAGCCAUACAGUGUGGGUCGAAUCCCAGAGAAUGACUUGGUGGUCAAUGAUCCUGAAGUGUCGGGCCGCCAUGCAACAAUGGCUUGGAAUAGACAGUCCGGGCGCUGGCACCUGGUCGACGAGGGCAGCCUGAACGGCACCUUUGUGAACCGCGCCCCAGUGGGGUUGUCCGGAACCGGCGUCCGCAGGCGCAGCGGCCCUGUGGCACUCUCGGACGGUGACGUCAUCACCUUCGGGUCCAGCAGUACGGCGGAGGUCAGCCUAGCUGAGGCGCCGAGCUCCAGUGGGCGCACGUUGGGAGAGGGGGGGCCGUUUUCGGUGGGGGUCGCAUCGGAUCCCAUGGCGGCCCGGAGGGGAAAACCGCUCCCGAUGGAGGAUGUACCGCUGUGGCAGUGGCCAUUGUCCGGGGCGGAUGACGUGGGCGUCUUCUGCAUAUUUGAUGGGCACUGUGGGCGAGGGGCGGCAGACGCUGCGAGCAAGCUGCUUCCGUCGCACCUCUCGCGGCUGCUCUCGGAGCCGUCCGCUCGGCAGGCGGUGGUGGAAGGGGGCGAUGCGGCCGGCGUCCUGCGGGAAGCGUUCGCAGCCACGGAGGCGGAGCUCACCAUGGAGGACGAGGGAUGCACGGCUACUGUGCUCCUCGCUUGGAAGGGCCAGGAUUCCGCGACUUUCUUUGUACAGUGCGCAAAUGUAGGCGACUCGCAUUGCUUCCUCAGUGUUCGGGAUAAGGUGCUCCAGCUGACUGAAGAUCACCGAGUAGUUAACCCCAUGGAGAGGAACCGACUGUCGGAUGCGGGCUUCAAGCUCGGGGAAGGGGACACCAGGUUAUGCGGCAUGAACAUCGCGCGCGCGCUGGGCGACAAGUUCCUCAAGGGCCAGAACGUGGGCCUCUCUGCGCACCCCCACGUCAGCAGGGUGCAUCACGUGACGCCCGACACGCGGGCCAGCCUCGUCAUGGCCAGCGACGGACUGUGGGACGUUAUGAGCGGCAAGCGCGCCCUGCAGCUGAUAGCGGAGGUUAGAGCAGCCCGUCAAAGGGCACCGGACGCUGUCGACGCCGCGAGCACCGCGCAGCAGGCUGCUGAGACGCUAGUGAUGCGGGCGAGGAUGGCCAAAGCCCAGGACAACGUCACAGCAUUAGCAAUAGGAUUCUUUGCCGACGCGUCUCUUGUAGAGCAGGGGAGUCUGCCUCGAUAACCAGGGCUCCACAAAACAGCGGAUGUCUUGUACCUCACGAGACGCCGUGACUGGGUGCAUCUUCGCACCUGGAAGCUGUACCAUAUGCAAUCCCAGAUUGACUCGGGUCGUUUUGGCUGAUUUUACGUGCACUUAGGCGAGAACUUAACGGCCUCAUGGCUGCGGGCUUGUAUUGCUAAAGUACAGGCUUUGUUCGAAUCAAACAACCACAUCACGAC